Lagopus muta (rock ptarmigan) is the source of this 5552-nucleotide messenger RNA. RefSeq names its product DEAD-box helicase 6 (gene DDX6). The transcript is spliced from 14 exons. Gene Ontology annotation, cellular component: P-body; cytoplasmic stress granule. NCBI's taxonomy places the organism in Eukaryota, Metazoa, Chordata, Aves, Galliformes, Phasianidae. Gene Ontology annotation, molecular function: mRNA binding; RNA helicase activity; ATP binding. Gene Ontology annotation, biological process: cytoplasmic stress granule assembly; P-body assembly. The record is from RefSeq and is a predicted model, not a curated record. The coding region runs from base 426 to 1877 and encodes 483 amino acids.
CGUGCCGUGCCCAACCCUGCCGGGAGGGGGAGGGCGCACGGGAGGAAGGAGGAAGCCGCCAUCUUGGAGCGUCGAGUCGCCAUAACAAGGCACCCAGUGGGAGCGAGAGGAUUUUUUUUACCUGGGCGAGGGGGAGCGCGGCCGGUGGCGAUUGAAGCAAGUGAAUUCUGAUAUAACUCAGCUUUGUUAGAGGGCUUUUUUUUUUUUUAAAGAAAAAAAAAGUUGAUCCACAGUGCAUCAGAGCAAGUUACUACUUUACUUUUGAGUGACUUACAGGUGCUUGCCUGCAUUGCAAUAAAGGACUCAUAUAUUGAGCAAGACUUAUUUAUCUCUUCAUUUUGGAGAGUCUAAUAAACUGUUAUUACAGUUUCUGUACUGACUUUCAAAGUUUUGAAGUCUAAAAAGACAUCUUUAAACAUAGAAACAUGAGCACGGCCAGAACAGAGAACCCUGUUAUAAUGGGUCUAUCCAGUCAGAACGGGCAGUUGAGAGGCCCUGUGAAACCCAGCGGGGGCCCAGGAGGUGGAGGCACACAGACUCAGCAACAGAUGAACCAGCUGAAAAAUGCCAACACGAUCAACAACGGCACCCAACAGCAAGCACAGAGCAUGACCACCACUAUUAAACCUGGCGAUGACUGGAAGAAGACUUUAAAACUCCCUCCAAAGGAUUUGAGAAUCAAAACUUCUGACGUGACCUCCACAAAAGGAAAUGAGUUUGAAGAUUACUGUUUGAAACGGGAGUUGCUGAUGGGAAUUUUUGAAAUGGGCUGGGAAAAGCCAUCUCCUAUUCAGGAGGAGAGCAUCCCCAUUGCUUUAUCUGGUAGGGAUAUCUUGGCUAGAGCGAAAAAUGGAACGGGCAAGAGUGGAGCCUACCUCAUUCCCUUACUUGAACGGCUAGACUUAAAGAAGGACAACAUACAAGCAAUGGUGAUUGUUCCCACCCGUGAGCUAGCCCUGCAGGUCAGUCAAAUCUGUAUCCAAGUCAGCAAACACAUGGGAGGUGCCAAAGUGAUGGCAACAACAGGAGGAACCAAUUUGCGAGAUGACAUAAUGAGGCUUGAUGAUACAGUGCAUGUGGUGAUAGCUACCCCUGGAAGAAUCCUCGAUCUCAUCAAGAAAGGAGUAGCAAAAGUUGAGCAUGUCCAGAUGAUAGUAUUGGAUGAGGCAAAUAAGUUGCUGUCUCAAGAUUUUGUUCAGAUAAUGGAAGACAUUAUUCUCACGCUACCUAAAAACAGACAGAUUUUGCUCUACUCAGCCACUUUUCCUCUGAGUGUACAGAAGUUCAUGAAUUCCCAUUUGCAGAAACCCUAUGAGAUUAAUCUGAUGGAGGAGCUGACCUUGAAGGGAGUUACCCAGUACUAUGCCUACGUCACCGAGCGUCAGAAGGUUCACUGCCUCAACACGCUGUUUUCCAGGCUCCAGAUCAACCAGUCGAUCAUUUUCUGCAACUCCUCUCAGCGGGUUGAAUUGCUAGCCAAAAAGAUCUCCCAGUUGGGCUAUUCCUGCUUCUACAUCCAUGCUAAAAUGAGGCAGGAGCAUCGCAACCGCGUGUUCCAUGAUUUCCGAAAUGGCUUAUGCCGCAAUCUUGUUUGCACUGAUCUGUUUACCCGAGGUAUUGAUAUCCAAGCUGUGAAUGUGGUGAUAAACUUUGAUUUUCCAAAGCUGGCAGAGACUUAUCUCCAUCGUAUUGGCAGAUCAGGUCGCUUUGGACAUCUUGGCCUGGCCAUCAACUUGAUCACCUAUGAUGAUCGAUUCAACCUGAAAAGUAUUGAGGAGCAGUUGGGAACUGAAAUCAAACCCAUACCAAGCAACAUUGACAAGAGCCUUUACGUGGCAGAAUACCACAGUGAACCUGUAGAAGAUGAGAAACAGUAACCAUGCUUUGACUACAUAUGCCAGAAGGUGAAGCCCUUUGAUCCACAUCUGUGACACAUCAUUUCUCUGGGGAUACCCUUCUCUUUGUGGGUUUUUCUUCGUCUUUUCAUUUUGGAACUAUGAAGACUAAAGAGCUCGGCCUUUUUUCUUUUUAAAUUUGGCAGCAAGGAAGAAAGAAGAUGAAAGGAGGAAUGUCUUUUUGUUUUCCACUCGUUUGCACUGUGUGCUGAUUGAACAUUAGUUGCACUAACUGCUGGUUUUAAAUUUUUUUUUCUUUGGGUGGGAGGGGCAGCAAGGGAAGAAGAGAAACCCUGGAAAGAGAAGAAUCUUUGAACACGAGCUUGUCUGCGAUUUCAAAUUCUCCAACCGUCGACUGAGUGCAUUUCAACUUCUCCCUGGUUACUCAUCUGUUUUGAAGCUAAAGAGCUUGUUACUUAUUCGUGCAAAGUGCCUUAUGCUAUGAGACCAUUCAGAACAUCACCUUUCUGACGCAGCCCGAGGAGUCAGCCGCCGUUUUUGGUUUCAGGUCAAAGUUCCCCUCUCUCCCCCCUCUCUUCCUCUCCAAGUACUCGAGGCCAGGGCUGUGAGGUGAAACUUAUUGGUAAUACUACUUUGUCUUCAACUUCUGUUUCCUUUUUGUUUUUUUUUUCUUUAGUUGGAGGAGUUGAUAUGCAUCUGCAGUUCACCCACACUGUAAAUACCUGUAUUUAAAACAAAACCAACUUAAAAUCUGGGCUGAUUAGGUGCAGCAUCGUAGCUCCAGAAGGAAAGAGUAGCCUGUCAUCUCUUGCAGGAGCCAUAAGAAAACCCCUAUGCUCUAGCAGAACACUAAAGACUGGUUACCAUAAGUCUCCAUUAGUAGUUCCAGCACUUGAUAUGUAGACUUGUUUCAGAGCCGUGGCCCUCUUUCCUCUGGUGCAGUGUGUCCCAUAGAAAAUCAGAUGUGUAUAUUGUACAAACUUUGUAAAUAUUUUUUUUUUCCUGUUUGGGUUCAUAUAUAACUUUUUUGUUCUUUUUUUUUUUUUUGAUGAAGGUUGCUGGGGUUAAAGGGAUUUGACUGAUUAUGGGAGCAGCUAAAGAUGAGAGGGGCUCAGUUUUCUGCAACACUAAGCGAUGAGAAAUGCUGUGAGCAGGGCAGCCUCCACGUGUGUCCCUGGUCGGGGUGGGUUUGCUCCGCUGUCAGCAACGCUGCCGGUGCCACUCGUGUGGAGGAGAUUAUUUGCGAGGCCCUGAGGUCUCAGCAGUCUGUGGCUCAGCUCGUUUGAGACGCUCUUCAAUCUUCCCCUUAGAAACUUCAGGAACUUGGCAAGCUCUGAAGGUGCCACGAGCCGCGUUCUGCGUGGCACGAGGGGAUGCGGCGGGUGUCAGCGCUGCUGAGCAGGAUGUGCGUAAGGUGUGGAUUUGGGCUUAAACCAUAGGAAACAGAUGCGUGAACGGACAGUUCUGGAGCUCGAUGGGAACGAUUGAUUUCCUGCAGCGUUGCGUAUUUUCUGCCCAGCACGACCUCAGUACAGACGUUUGGUGAGCAGGGCAGGUGAAGCCCUGUCCGUGUGCCUGGGGCUGCAGAGAGCUGCUCGCCAUCGCUCUGUUCAGGCGCCGCUUGCUGCCUGUCGCUGGGACACCUCCUGGUCAAACGGUGUUGCUUUAAAUUGUGCCCCUCCCAACAUGCUUGAUGUUUGGCCUGAUCUCCAGGCAAAAGGAGUGAGACAAAUCAAACUGUAAACUUUUAAAAUUCCCUUUUAGCCUGUUCAACAACAGCGUCAGGAGGCACCUGGAGGAAUGCAAUCCCUUUUGCUCAUUUAUUCUGUAUACAGAUGCUGCACUCACACUAUGCUUGCUUACUUUGAGGCAGGAAUUAAUUAAUUGUCUUAAUUUCUCCCUUUUUUUGACCCCUCCCACACUUUUUUCUCUUGUUUUGAGUAUGAUUGGAACCAAAAGGCAGACUUUCCUGUCCUUUUCCUCGAGGAACACACUCACCAAACCAGGUGCCUCCUGACAACAGCUUUACAAGAUGAUGGAAAGGGUGUUUUUUUUGUUUUUUUUUGUGUCAGCAGUGACUCCGUAACUGUAGCAAAUGCUGCACUAGAGUACAAACUCAAGAGCUUGGUCACAGACACUCUGUGAGCCACACAGCUUACAUUUGACUGGCAGGUACUAAAUGUAAACAACUUUGGGGUGCUGGGAGGGGGGCGGGGGUGGGACUUUGUGGGUGCAAACUUUGACCAAAAGUAAAAUCUUGCUCUUGUACUGCAGCCAGCUUAUGAUUUUUCCAGAGAGUCAGAAGAGGGAUCGUUUUAGUGCAACAAAGACAUGACAGAUGUAAAUACAAGUGUAGGAUCUUGGCGGGGCACACGCGUGUGACAAGAACAGGACAGCAGCGUGGGGUGAGGUGCGUGUGCUCUGCUUGAUGGGGGCAGUGAGCCCGGUGCCAUGCUCUGAUGGUCCCUCUUGAAGCACAGAACUUUUAAAUGGAAAGUAUUACUUUAAACUUGGCCUCUUAUUGAGGAUUGGCACUUACCUGAAUAUCGGGGGCACCAUUUCUAGGCGGCUUCCAGUGCUGAAGGAAGCAGCCUAUUCUUGGUGCUAACAGGCUAUCUCCAACAGAUGCAAACGGAAAGAUGCUCCAAAUGACUAGGGUAAGCCUAGGGUUUUUUUUCCUUUGUUUGUUUUUCUCCCCGAGAUCAAUUGUGAAUCAAUUUUGGCUUCUUGAGAUUCCUUGUGACACCCUGUUCUUUUUCUGGUCGUGCCAGCCUUUGCAUUUGUGCAUUGCUUGGAGCCAGUCUCUUCAGCAGAGGAGCCCUUGGGCCAAAUACUUCCUCUGACAAAGAUGGCAUCGAUGAUAAUAUGAGUAAUUCUGCAUUUUUUCCUCCCAGAAGUCUAAAAAUUGAGGUGAAAUGGCCGCAAAGAGAUGGACACCAUCUGCAGCCAAUUUAUUCCGAUCAGCUGCAGGCCGGCCUCAGGGUGCAGCUCUGUAGGGCUUUCCCUCAGGGGGGUGGGGGGUGGGUUGGUCUCCAAUAGGUAUUUUAAUUUCCAGAAUGAGAUGGGAGCAUCUUUCCUUUGCGCUCUGCGACUUGUUGUUGUUGUUGUGGGUAAGAACACGGAAGCUCGGUAUGAAUUUGUCGUACACACGUUGGUAUCAAAUCAUCUCAUUCUGACUUUGAUUUUGAUUUUUUUUACUCGGGUUGGGGGAGGGUGUCUGCUCUCAGGAUUUAAAAAUGCUUCGCGCGUUGUGAUGGAGGUGAUGGGGAGGGGGGCAGCCUGCAGUACAGCGCUGUGCAGCGGCUCCGUCCUGCAGGAGGCCGCAGUGCAGCUGAGCGCAGUGCAGCUCCCUUUGCUGCCGCGCAGUUGGGCACAACAGCUGUUUCCAACUGCUGGGAACUCGCAGCCUCUUUAAUUGGAGUUGAUAAUAAAGGAGGGCUCUGGACCAAAGAGCAUCUGGAGGCUGUGCUGCAUCGUCCCCUGCCUUCAGCUCGGUUCCUGCGGCGUUGCUGACGUGUCUGCGUGGAAGCAUUUUUAAAUUCUGCUCUAGACGAAGUGAGGGAAGGGUAAGGAGGGGUGGUGGGAGGGAUGGGUUUAUUAAGAUACAGCCUUGCUGUAUUUUAACCAAUAAUUAAAGGGAAGGGGUGGCAGGAGAAGAAAACAGUCAUUGUUCCCGUUACAGAAAAAAAAACAAAA